This is a messenger RNA of Leptopilina boulardi, 1196 nucleotides long. RefSeq lists its product as uncharacterized. The record is from RefSeq and is a predicted model, not a curated record. The transcript is spliced from 5 exons. Lineage: Eukaryota; Metazoa; Arthropoda; Insecta; Hymenoptera; Figitidae. The coding region runs from base 6 to 950 and encodes 314 amino acids.
UAAUUAUGAGGCAUCCUGAAGACUCGACCUCAAGCGAAGAUGAAGUUGCAGAGAAUGACAGACAUUUAAAGAAACAAGUGUCUUCUAUUGAAGCAGAAAAUAAAAAUUCUCCACCAAAUGAUAAACAAAAUCAGAAUUCAGAAGAAAAUGUUGUAUCCAUUUUAGCUGAAUUUAAAAAAGAAUUUAUUGAAGCUUUAAGUGCUACAGAAAAUAAAGUAUUGAAAGCUGUAAGUGUUUCAAAAGAUGAAAUGAAGGCUUUAACGAAAAAAGAAAUUAUUGCUUCAGAACGACGUGUUGAAUACGACGUUAAACAAAAAGGGAAUGAGAUUAUUCAACUUAUAGAGACAACUGCGGCUUCAUCUGACUUAAAAACGUUUCUCGAACAACCAUUCAUCAGUCAGCUCCUUUUAACAACUGUCGAAAAUUUCGAAGUCUUUGACACUGAUUUAAAAAUCAACCAAAAAUUGCGUCAAAAAUUGCACACACACCUAUUGCGUAAAAUCGCUGGCACAAAAGACAUUAAUGAAGCAGUAAAAGCUGUAAUGCCAACAUUAAUAAAAAAAGAAGUACAGAAAAACUUUUCCGGAAAGGGUAAAUCAUUCAGAGGAGUCAAAAAAGCAGCUUUUUCUGAAACUACUUUAUUUUCGUGCAUUUCAGCUGUGAUAACUUUUAAAAUUAAGGAUUCGAACGAUAAAAAUAUUGGCAGCGCCAUAGGAGUGUGGCUGACUCAAUAUAAAGAUAGAGAAGGUGGGCGAAAGUUGCGACAGGAAGAGGCGAGGAACAACUCCGAUUCGAUGAAAACUGGAGAACCAAAUUCUCCAUUACAAGAGGAACCAAAAUCCCUUUCUUUAAACGAAGAAUUGAAUUCUUUCUCAGAAGAGAAUUCCAAUUAUUUAAAUGAAGAAUUGAAUUCUUCAUUGCAAACGAAUCCGAAUUUGAAGAUUGAUUAAAAAAAAUUUUUUUUAUAUGUUCAAACAUAUUUUAAACGCGAUUUUUACCUGCGGUUGUAACAGGGUUAAAUUAUUAAAGCGAAGAAAAAUCGCAGUCUAACCUACAGAAUUUCGAAAAUGAGUCGAAGACCUCAUUUUUAUUUAUAUUAUAAAACAAUAUAAAGAUGAUGAUUUCUGAAACCGCUACUGUUAAGAGUAUCAAACAUUUUUGUUCAAAGAGGAUUUUUGAAUUUUACGUUAAAUGUA